This is a messenger RNA of Caenorhabditis remanei, 567 nucleotides long. RefSeq lists its product as uncharacterized. Gene Ontology annotation, biological process: protein import into mitochondrial matrix; tRNA import into mitochondrion; protein targeting. The coding region runs from base 1 to 567 and encodes 188 amino acids. NCBI's taxonomy places the organism in Eukaryota, Metazoa, Nematoda, Chromadorea, Rhabditida, Rhabditidae. Gene Ontology annotation, cellular component: mitochondrial outer membrane; mitochondrial outer membrane translocase complex. Gene Ontology annotation, molecular function: transmembrane protein transporter activity. The record is from RefSeq and is a predicted model, not a curated record. The transcript has 3 exons.
AUGACCGACACAAUUUUCGGUCUCAACAAGUCGAAUGUUGUCUUAGCAGCCGGAGUUGCCGGUGCUGCAUUCCUCGGAUAUUGUAUCUACUUCGAUCAUAAGCGAAUCAAUGCUCCGGACUACAAGGAUAAGAUUCGGCAAAAGAGACGCACACAAGCUGGUGCCGGUGGAAUGGCUGUUCGUCGUCCAGUUGCUGGAGGUGCUGAAGUUCUUCCAGACGUAUCUGAUCCAUCUCAAAUGCAGCGAUUCUUCUUGCAAGAAGUUCAACUCGGAGAAGAGUUAAUGGCCGCUGGAAAUGUUGAAGAGGGAGCCGUUCACAUUGCCAACGCGGUCAUGCUCUGCGGAGAAUCCCAGCAGCUUUUGUCAAUCUUCCAACAAACACUGUCGGAAGAACAAUUCCGCGCUGUUGUCCAACAGUUGCCGUCAACCCGUGAACGUCUGGCGGAUUUGUUCGGAAGUAGAGCUGAUGAAGCCGAAAAUGAGCCACCAAUGGUGCAAUACCUCGGAGACGGACCACCACCAGCACAAAUUCAAGAGCUCAUCGAUGAUACCGACGACUUGGAGUAA